This is a messenger RNA of Exaiptasia diaphana, 950 nucleotides long. RefSeq lists its product as uncharacterized. Gene Ontology annotation, molecular function: metalloendopeptidase inhibitor activity; protease binding. The record is from RefSeq and is a predicted model, not a curated record. Gene Ontology annotation, cellular component: extracellular matrix. The transcript has 3 exons. The coding region runs from base 77 to 604 and encodes 175 amino acids. NCBI's taxonomy places the organism in Eukaryota, Metazoa, Cnidaria, Anthozoa, Actiniaria, Aiptasiidae. Gene Ontology annotation, biological process: negative regulation of membrane protein ectodomain proteolysis; negative regulation of endopeptidase activity.
AGCCACCUCUGUUUAGGAGAGUGCAAAGACUGGGUACUAGUCAAGUAGUGUUCCACUUCUAUCAAAUACAUUCGACAUGAACCUAACACUUUACUUGUGUUUGGCUGCCGUGUGUUUUGUAACAGUGAGCAAAGCCUGCUCUUGUGUCACWCGAGAUACGUCAACGCCAGAGUUUUUAUGCUGUAACGAUUACGUUCUGCGAGGUACGGUCGUAAAGAGUGUUGUGACGGGAAACAAAUCAAGACCAGAAAGUCAAGAAAGAGUGUUCACGGUGAAAGUCCAAGAAAUCUUUAAAGGAAAAGAGAAAAUCAAAGACAUAGCUGGUGACACUUCGCAAGUAAACAUUUCCACUGCUGUUCAAAGUGCAACUUGUGGAACAAACAUCCCUUCGAACAAAGAUUACCUCAUAUCAGGUCAUUUCUGGAAUAACAAAAUAAGAAACAGUCUGUGCAACAGUUGGAACGUAGAAUGGAGCAGUGUUAAACAGUCAUUCAAAGACUUCACACCAAAGCUCAAGACCUGCCCUUGUGGAGUCGGCUGUCUUUUGCCGUUGCAGGCCUUAGUAGCACUAGCAAUAAUCACUUGUAUUAUUAACUAUUUCUAGAUAUAGUCAUAUCCUUGUAGAGUUGUCUGAUAACCUUACAGACCUUACAGUGUAAUAGCAAUAAUCACUACUAUUAUAUAAACUAUUCAUAGAUACGGUCAUGGACAUGUAGAGUUGUCUGGUAUCCUUACAGACCUUAAUGGCAGCACUCACUAGUAUUAUAAACUAUUCAUAGAUACGGUCAUGGACAUGUAGAGUUGUCUGGUAUCCUUACUGACCUUUUUUAACGCUAAAAUCACACAAGGUCAAGUGGACUACGAAGUAGUCGAUAAACAAUUUUUGUAACAUUUUAUAGUAUUUACAUAUUAAACACCAUUAAAUGUUCACUGAUGUUUUGUUGACGAAA